AUGGAUAACGAUGGAUUAUCGAACGAGCAGACGGAGAAGGUCCUACAGUUUCAGGACAUUACCGGGCUGGAUGAUAUGAACGUUUGCCGCGACAUUCUGAUACGUCACCAGUGGGACCUGGAAGUCGCGUUUCAGGAGCAUCUAAACAUACGUGAAGGUCGGCCGUCCGCGUAUGCGACGGAAUCCCGUGCUCCCGCCGUCAUAAACGAUCGUUUUCUGCAGCAUGUGUUCUCUAGCGCACGGUUAAGUCCGGCACGCGAACCGAGUGGUGUCGGUGGCAUCAUACGAUACGUGUUCAACUACAUGGUGAACUUCUGGUACAGUGCAUUUUCCUCGUUUCUAUCCACGAUCAUAGGGCUGUUCCGCGAUCAGGAAAGCAUUCCGGCCGAUCCGCUCGGCGAUGUGCUGAAGUUCAUUCAGACGUACAACGAGAAGUACCCGGACCAUCCCGUCUUCUACCAGGGCACCUAUUCGCAGGCAUUGAACGAUGCGAAGAACGAGCUACGCUUUCUGCUAGUCUAUCUGCAUUCCGAGUCGACAUCCGAGGCGGUCGCCUUCUGUCGCGGCGCAAUGUCGAACCCGCAGGUGAUCGAGUACGUCAACCGGCGGAUGUUGUUCUGGGCGUGCGAUAUGGCAUCACACGAAGGCAAACGGGUGGCCACCGCGAUCAGUGUACGCACCCAUCCGACCCUGCUGAUCAUUGGGAUGCGCGCCAACAAGAUGAUCAUUAUGGGCCGGUUAGAAGGGGACUGCACGUCGGAGGAGCUUAUACGCCGGAUGGAUACCGUCGUGAAUGAUAAUGAGGUGUGGUUGAAUCAGGCCAGGCAGGAUAGACUGGAGCGGGAUCUCACACAGACGCUGCGCCAGCAGCAGGACGAAGCGUACCAGCGUUCGUUACAGGCCGACCAGGAGAAGCAGCGCCGAAAGCAGCUGGAGCGGGAGGAGGCGAUGCGCAUCCAGGCAGCGAUCGAGGCGGAACAGUUGGCCGAGCAGCAGCGAAAGGAUGACAUCGAACGGUUAAAGCUCGAUCUGGCGGAACAAGUGCCUUCGGAACCGGAAGCAGGUGCGCCCGACACGAUCAGCAUAGUGUUCAAACUACCAAGCGGGUUGCGAUUAGAGAGACGAUUUCGAAAUACUAACACAAUGCAGGAUAUUUACAACUUUAUUUUCUGUCAUCCGGAUGCACCCGAUUCGUUCGAAAUAACGACAAACUUCCCGAAGCGUGUACUGGAUUGUUCGGGCGACGAGCCAGGCCAGACGCUGCUGCUAUCCGGAUUGAAGAAUCGCGAAGUACUGUUCGUCGCCGAUCUGGAGGCGUAG
Anopheles marshallii is the source of this 1320-nucleotide messenger RNA. RefSeq names its product FAS-associated factor 2 (gene Faf2). Lineage: Eukaryota; Metazoa; Arthropoda; Insecta; Diptera; Culicidae. Gene Ontology annotation, molecular function: ubiquitin binding. The transcript is spliced from 2 exons. Gene Ontology annotation, cellular component: endoplasmic reticulum. The coding region runs from base 1 to 1320 and encodes 439 amino acids. The record is from RefSeq and is a predicted model, not a curated record.